UUUUGUUUCUAUUAAAAUAACAAUAUUCACGCAUGGAGCUGACAGAUUUGCAUUUUUGCCACAAAUUACAGAAAAAGUUGCAUUAUGUCGCUGUAAAAUUCAGAAAUACGACAGUUUACGUUGCACCUGAAGGCAUCACAGCAGCAGAGGUCGUCGCUGCUGUUUUUGAACGCAACUUGUCACAUAUUUAUUCAACACAACAGACCAACUGCUUCCUGACGGGAGAGAAGAGCUCCGAGCUAAAGUCUUGUUGCAGGAUGACGAGCCUGCAGCUGGGCGCGGAGGACGAGGUGGUGGAGAGGUUUCUGGACGCUGCAGCCAGAGGAGACGUGUCCCAGGUGUCCACGCUGCUGUCCAACGUCCCCUCACUCAUCAACCGGACGGGGUACAGCGGCUGGACGGCGCUGAUGCUCGCCGCUCGCAACGGACACUACGGCGUGGUGGAGACGCUGCUGGCACACGGCUGUGAUAAGUUCUCGGUGAACAGCUCGUCUCAGACCGCCCUCGACGUCGCCAAGUUCUGGGGCCACAGACACAUCUGGGACCUGCUGGGCCAGCCGGGCGGUGGCUGCCAGCGCGUGCUGCCAGGCCUCGACCUCCAGCAGCCCGAGAACUACUUCAGCAGAGAGAUGCUGGACCGGCUGAGCACCAAGAGGACGGACGAGGCGUGGUUGCAGCAGAAACAGGCUGAGCCACGAACCGUCUACCUGCUGUUCUCCAACAUCUGCCCCAUGGUCAGCGGCGCCCCGGAGGACAACUGCGCAGGGGGUGAGACCAGGCUGUGUCGGUUCAGAUAUGAGGCGCUUAAAGACCUUCUGCAGAAGCCUGAGACUGUGCUUGUCUUUCUGGGAGUAGAGAAGAGGAAACAACCCUCUCAGACAGUGGAUGGUGUCCAGGAGCCUCCUGCUUGGUUCGCCAUCAACGCAGAUGAAGACGCUGCCAAACUUCUUAAACGCUGCGGAGAAAAGAACUGUAGCUUCGUAAAGAGUCCCAACAGAGACCUGCUGAAACUCAGCGAGGAGGAGGCUGGAGUUGUGGCUCAGGGCCGGUCGGUGUUGGCCUGGCACAGCCGCUACAGCUUCUGUCCGACGUGUGGCAGCAGGACCAAGCUGGAGGAGGGAGGAUACAAGAGGAGCUGCCUGAACUCUGACUGCAGGAGCCUGAAGGGGGUUCACAACACCUGCUACCCACGAGUCGACCCAGUGGUCAUCAUGCUGGUGAUCCACCCUGAUGGAAACCAGUGUUUACUGGGAAGAAAGAAAAUCUUUCCAGCUCGCAUGUUCUCCUGUCUGGCUGGAUUCAUAGAGCCUGGAGAGACAAUGGAGGAGGCGGUGAGGAGGGAGACGGAGGAGGAGAGCGGCGUGAAGGUCGGACCCGUUCAGUACGUCUCCUGCCAGCCGUGGCCGAUGCCCUCCAACCUCAUGAUCGGCUGCGUCGCAGUCGCCAUUUCCACCGACAUUAAAGUGGAUGAAAACGAGAUUGAGGAAGCUCGGUGGUUCUCACGGCAACAGGUGAUUGAUUCGUUCAGAGGAACCCGUCCAGCCUUCACCUUCCCUCCCAGACAGACUAUCGCCCACCAGCUGAUCAGACACUGGAUCGGCAUGAACUCGAACCUCUAACCUCCGACAGAACCUCCCAGCCAGUGUCGUCAAACCGACGGAAAACCAGCAGCCGUCUAAACAGUUGCUGUUUUGUUUCGACAAACCAGCUGCCAGUUCCACAGAGUUUCCAGAUUAUCAGAUUGCUCAGGACACGGUGCUUCACUGUGGAUUGUCUCUAUGGUUCAAUUCAAAUCAUUCAAAUGAAGUGGAGUGGUGCAGCCUGCAGGUAAAGACAGAGACACACCUGUAUUCUCUCUGACUUGAAACAGCCACUCCAGAUCUCAGGUUUGAACCCUCACCUGCACUGUGACAAUGGAUCAAGUGAAAAGGUGCAAACAUCAGGAAGAAAUGCAGAAAAUGUACAAUGUGCGAAGUUAGACACAAACAGUUUUGCUCUGAUAUUAAACUACCACGACUGUAACGCAAUCUAAUUCUGAUACAUGAUGCACAAUACAUUUCUAAAAAUGUAAAUAAACUGCUGAACAUAACAAA
Centropristis striata (black sea bass) is the source of this 2093-nucleotide messenger RNA. It is a transcript of the gene nudt12, whose product is annotated as nudix (nucleoside diphosphate linked moiety X)-type motif 12. Gene Ontology annotation, biological process: NADP+ catabolic process; NAD+ catabolic process. Gene Ontology annotation, cellular component: cytosol. The record is from RefSeq and is a predicted model, not a curated record. Lineage: Eukaryota; Metazoa; Chordata; Actinopteri; Perciformes; Serranidae. The coding region runs from base 33 to 1619 and encodes 528 amino acids. The transcript is spliced from 8 exons. Gene Ontology annotation, molecular function: NADH pyrophosphatase activity; metal ion binding; protein binding.